UCUGUUAUCGUCUUGAGCGCUUCGGUUGUGUGCUUUUUAUCAUACGCCGCGUUGUCCGUUGGAUACACUGUCUAAAGGAAUAACUCUGACCAACUAAUCAUUUCAUUCUAACCAAGAUGAUGAUGCUACACCCCACACCCGACCAGCGCGUGAGCAUCCGCGAGGAGCUCCGUGAGCCGGAGGAUCCCGCAGACAUUGAGCGCGACAUCAAGCUGAUCCGCGAGUGGCUGGAGACGCAGCCCCACCUGCCCAAGGACAUGGACGACAUGCGGCUCACGACCUUUCUGCGCGGCUGCAAGUUCAGCCUGGAGAAGGUGAAGAAGAAGCUGGACAUGUACUACACCAUGCGCAAUGCGGUGCCAGAGUUCUUCUCCAACCGGGAUAUCAAUCGGGAAGAACUUAACAUUGUACUGGACUAUGUGCACUGCCCCACUCUACCAGGGAUUACGCCCAAUGGACGCCGCAUCACGUUCAUCCGGGGCAUCGAUUGCGACUUCCAGCCCCACCACAUCCUGGACGCCAUGAAGGUGGCCCUGAUGAUCGGAGAUGUGCGCCUGGCAGAGGAGAGCGUUGGCAUCGCCGGCGACAUCUUCAUCCUGGACGCGUCGGUGGCCAGCGCCGCCCACUUCGCCAAGUUCUCGCCCACCGUGGUGAAGAAGUUCUUGAUCGCCGUGCAAGAGGCGUAUCCGGUGAAGGUGAAGGAGGUGCACGUGAUCAACAUCUCUCCGCUAGUGGACACCAUCUUCAACUUUGUUAAGCCUUUCGUGAAGGAGAAGAUCCGUAGCCGCAUCACCUUCCACAACGACGUGGAGAGCCUCUACAAGGUGGUACCCCGCGACCUCCUGCCCAACGAGUACGGUGGCAAGGCCGGCGGCGUCGUAGAGCUUAACCAGUGGUGGAAGCAGAAACUGGUCGACAACACCCAAUGGUUCAAGGACCAGGAGGACAAGAAGGCCAACGAGUCCCUGCGCCCCGGAGCACCCAAGACGAGCGACGACCUCUUCGGCAUGGAAGGCACCUUCCGUCAGCUUAACAUCGACUAGGUCCCAAGGAUCCUUCAGGAUUCACAAUCCAGGUCCUGCGACCGUAACCCAGCUUGUCUAACCGUUAAUAUCAGCCGCUCAUUUGAUUAGUUCAAGCUCGUGUGCAUGACCCUUGCUUAGUUGCUUCAUUCUUUCGCCACAAUCCAUUGUUUAUCUAUCUAAUAUCAUCAGUACAUUGCAGUAAUUACAAUAAUAAAGAACCAGCAUUUUAAGGAAUGAAUAAA
Messenger RNA from Drosophila teissieri, 1267 nucleotides. RefSeq names its product alpha-tocopherol transfer protein-like. The record is from RefSeq and is a predicted model, not a curated record. Bases 117 to 1043 code for a protein of 308 amino acids. Gene Ontology annotation, molecular function: phosphatidylinositol bisphosphate binding. The transcript is spliced from 3 exons. NCBI's taxonomy places the organism in Eukaryota, Metazoa, Arthropoda, Insecta, Diptera, Drosophilidae. Gene Ontology annotation, cellular component: membrane.